GGCGCGGCAUGGCGGCUCUCCCCGCCCUCCUCCCGCAUGCACCCCCGGCCGGGCUGCGGGGCGGAGCCGGGGAAAGCGGCCUCUGCGGCGGCUCCACUUCGCCUCGGCGCCGGGUUUGGAGUGAGGAGCGUCGCGGGCUUGCGGUCCGCCCUAUAGCAGCUCCUCCGCCUGUUGCCGCGGCCGCUGAGCCGCAGACGCACAGCCCACACUCCCUUGGCCCCUCCCGCGCCGCGCAGGCCCAGCGCCGCGGGGCGGUGCGAGGCAUGAAGCUGACCAAAGCCCAGUACGAUGAAAUUGCCCAGUUCCUGGGCCACGUGCAGCCCACCCGGCAGAGCCUGCGGAAGCUGAAGGAGAGGUUCCCUAGUCAAUCGCAGUCCACUCUGCUGAGCAUCUUCUCCCAGGAGUACCAGAAACAAAUCAAAAGAACCCAUGCCAAGCAUCACACUGCUGAAGCUAUCGAAACUUACUACCAAAGGUACCUGAAUGGGGUGAUGAAAAAUGCAGCUGCCCCUGUAUUACUGGAGCUGGCCAAUGAGGUGGACUUUGCCCCAUCAUUGAUGGCUCGCAUUGUGCUAGAAAGAUUUCUGCAAGAAAAAGACCAAGCCAUCCCCUCCAAAACCCUUAUAAAUAGUAUGCUACGGGACCCUUCUCAGAUUCCAGAUGGAGUUCUAGCAAAUCAAGUCUAUCAGUGCACUGUGAAUGACUGCUGUUAUGGACCACUGGUGGACUGCAUCAAACAUGCAAUUGGACAUGAGCAUGAAGUCUUGCUGCGAGAAAUGCUCUUGGAAAGGAAUCUCUCAUUCAUAGCUGAAGAUCAGCUUCGUGCAAAGGGUUAUGACAAAACACCAGACUUUAUUUUAGAAGUCCCAGUAGCUGUUGAAGGACACAUAAUUCACUGGAUUGAAAGCAAAGCCUCAUUCGGUGAUGAAAGUAGCCACCAAGCCUACCUGCAGGACCAGUUUUGGAGCUACUGGAACAGGUUUGGCCCUGGAUUAGUCAUCUACUGGUAUGGCUUCAUCGAGGAGCUGGACUGCCACCGUGAGCGCGGCAUCCUGCUCAAAGACUGCUUCCCAGCUGACAUCGUGACUCUGCGCCACAGCAUGGCUCGGUGCUGAUGCUGGGGAGGAAGAGGUACUGUAGCAUGCAGUUUUCUGGCGUGAUGAUGUCUGAAAGAGCAAGGUGCAAGAGCUCUGUAUGUGACUUAAUUCUGAAGAAGAUUAGCAUCCUGGUGCUCAAGACAGGCACUGAAAACGUGGUAAAACAAUGCUUCAUCCUGGAUCCCUUCUCCAAGACAAAGCACACAAAUGGGCAUGUUUCUUGUAUAUUUAUGCAUUCAUGUGAGAGCAUCAUUUUCUUCUUUGUACUUAAGUAUUCAUGUACCAGCAUUAUUUUGCUCUUGUUGGAACCACCAAGAUCAGAGGUACAUUGAGGUGAGCAUUAGCCCAUAGUCUGUUUCCGUCCUCAUCUCCCCUCAGAGCAGUGGGCCUCAGGUUUGUGCUUUGUUAGAGAUUUCUUAAUGAGCACAGCUCAUUGGGCUUGACUCUUUCAUAUUCUUAUCUUUGCUAACUGCCAUUCAGGAAAGGCCAAAAUCUUUUUAAAAGCUAGUGAGAGUUUUGUAUGUGUGCUCAGAUUUCCAGAGAAGCUGAUUCCUUUGUAGAAUGAAGGGGCUGACAGCAGACUCCUUAAAGCACAAGUUGAUAACCUCUUCCAUAAGGAAGGAGCCUUUAAACCAUUACAGUACAUGUUGAUCAUAUUUUUUUUCAGUUGAAGUGAUACUUUUUAUGUGCCUGGAUGGUUUCAAAAAUCACAUCAAGACUUUUUACAGCCUUGCUUUCAGUUACAAUAUGUUUUAUCCUAUUUAGGUUCUUCUUUUUCAAGGUAUUGUUUUCAGCUGUGUACACAGAAUUCUAAUUUGAAGUUUUAGUUCUCACUGUAACACUUUCAAGUUUUAUCAAUUUCAGCAGAAAAUUAUCAUUUGGAUUGAUCUUCAAUUUUCAGGGAGAAAUGUCUUUUGUCUGCCUAAUACUCAGUCCCUUGCUGCAGAUGUAAGCUCCACUACAGUGAGUUGCUGUUGCAGAGAGAUUAUUUUUCUGAGUUUGAGUGUGUUAUAGUGGAAAGAUUUAUUGAAGAAACCCAAAAUAUUCCAACACCUGUAACUCAUUUAUGCUCAGCUAUUUAAGGUAUUGUGCUUAACUUACUUUACCUGAACAGCUUUAAAGAUCUGCCCAUAAAAAGAUACCCAGAAGCAAUCUGUGAAGUGAACCUGCCUGAUGCUGCGUUUAGGGUGUUGCUGCCCCUGGGUCUUCUAACUGUAAUUUGGGGUUAGUGGAAUGUGUAAAAUCAAGAGGAGAAUGUAAAAAGGAGAAAAAAAAAAAGAAGAAUAAGAAGAAAAAAGACACAGCAGCAGCUGAACAUUAUCAUAACAGAAAAUUCAGAAGCAAUGAUAGUCUGAAGGAAAUGGGUUUUAAGGGCAAACUGAAUUUGGUUUAGCUAGUACAUAUGUUUUCUGUUGUAUGAAAUGAUUUAAAUCAGCUUUUGCAUGAUGCACUAAUGCUGCCUUUUUCUUUUUCUGAAUAAAUUAAAUUUAUCUGCACAGAUGUUGAAAAUUCUGCUCAACUUCCAUCCCAGCUUCGCUGUAUUUGUUUUUACAUUAAACAAAUUUAUCUGGGGACACGCAGAUAAAUCAGGUUAGGCUUGUGUGUGUUUAUUUAUCCCUUUACUUAAUGCUAGGACAUAACAAGUUAGAAAGUAGUGCAGCUGUCUUUAAUCACAGCUCUGACCUUAUCUUGAAAAAUCUUUGUAUUAGAAUGAGGGUGAAGUAAGGCACAAAAAGUGUAUGUGUUGUCCUAAUUUCAUUACAUGCUAUCAAACCAGCUCUGCCAACACAAAAAAUGUGCUUUGUCACUCUUUUAAAUGCUGAAAGCAGACCAUUAAAAAAAAUAUUACUUUGUUAUUGUAUCUUGUCUGUUGCAAAAAAGCAUCAAACCCUUGUGGGUUUCUUUUUUCUGUUGAUCAGACGUAAACAUUGACUUUAAUAUUAAA
Molecule: messenger RNA, 3042 nt
Organism: Pogoniulus pusillus (Red-fronted tinkerbird)
Lineage: Eukaryota; Metazoa; Chordata; Aves; Piciformes; Lybiidae
Gene: CDIN1
Product: CDAN1 interacting nuclease 1
Exons: 12
Coding region: 9-1115 (368 amino acids)
Biological process (GO): erythrocyte differentiation
Cellular component (GO): nucleus; cytoplasm
Source: RefSeq, a predicted model, not a curated record